Perognathus longimembris pacificus (Pacific pocket mouse) is the source of this 827-nucleotide messenger RNA. RefSeq names its product RNA polymerase II subunit G (gene Polr2g). Gene Ontology annotation, cellular component: P-body; RNA polymerase II, core complex. The record is from RefSeq and is a predicted model, not a curated record. NCBI's taxonomy places the organism in Eukaryota, Metazoa, Chordata, Mammalia, Rodentia, Heteromyidae. The transcript is spliced from 8 exons. Gene Ontology annotation, biological process: transcription initiation at RNA polymerase II promoter; DNA-templated transcription; positive regulation of translational initiation. Bases 104 to 622 code for a protein of 172 amino acids. Gene Ontology annotation, molecular function: single-stranded DNA binding; single-stranded RNA binding; translation initiation factor binding.
GGAACCCGGAAGUGGGUUUGGCACCGCCGCGUGUGCUUCCGGUAAGUCCCGGAGAGGCUGCUGCAGCCGCCGCGGGCUCCGUAGUCCAGCCUCCGUCGGGAGGAUGUUUUACCACAUCUCCCUGGAGCACGAGAUCCUGCUGCACCCGCGCUACUUCGGCCCUAACUUGCUGAACACGGUGAAGCAGAAGCUCUUCACCGAGGUGGAGGGGACCUGCACCGGGAAAUAUGGCUUUGUAAUUGCUGUCACCACCAUUGACAAUAUUGGUGCUGGUGUGAUCCAGCCUGGCCGAGGCUUUGUCCUUUAUCCAGUUAAGUACAAAGCCAUUGUUUUCCGGCCCUUUAAAGGCGAAGUUGUAGAUGCUGUGGUCACUCAGGUGAACAAGGUUGGACUCUUCACUGAAAUUGGGCCCAUGUCUUGCUUCAUCUCCCGUCAUUCCAUCCCGUCAGAGAUGGAGUUUGAUCCUAACUCCAACCCACCAUGUUACAAGACAACAGAUGAGGACAUUGUGAUUCAGCAGGAUGAUGAGAUUCGCCUGAAAAUUGUCGGCACCCGUGUGGACAAGAAUGACAUUUUUGCCAUUGGCUCCCUGAUGGAUGAUUAUUUGGGUCUUGUGAGCUGAGUGUGGACUGCUCUGACCUUUUUGGUCCUGAUUGGGAAGUAGAACUUUCAUACUUGCUACUUGGUCCAGAGGCUGAUUCUGGCCCGUUUUCAGUGAAACAAAGAAAGUUCCUUGACUCCAGAAGACAUCUGGCACUUCUUGCAGUUGGUUACAGCUUGCAGACUUGCCACUUUGUGUUCUAAUCAUUAAAGGUCCUUGGUUCUCA